AUGCCGAGCGGCUGGCCAAUGAGCGACGAGCCGCUGCUUAGGCUGGCGCGAUCCGUUGUUGCCAUCGAAGAGGCGGCGCGAUCAGGCCAAUCAGCAGCAAGCAUGGUGAAACGAAGCAAGAAGAGCAAGAGCAAGCGCGUGACGCUGCGCCAGAAGUACAAAGUCAUCCGCAAGGUCAAAGAGCACGCCAAGAAGAAGCUUAAGGAAGCCAAGAAGGCGCGCCGCGACGGCGUCGCGCCGCGGCGGCGCGUGGAGAAGGACCCGGGCAUCCCCAACGACUGGCCGUUCCGCGAAGAGGAGCUCGCGGCGCUCGAGGCGCGGCGGCAGCGCGCGCUGGAGGAGCGCGAGGCGAAGAAGGCGGAGAAGAAGGAGCGGGCGAGGCGGCGCCGCGCGGGGCUGCCGGAGGAGGGGCCGCUGCCGGGCGCAGAAGGCGAGGAGGAUGAGGAAGACGCGGAGAUGGGGGGCGAGGGGAGGAGGACGGGGAGGGGAACGGGCGCGUGA
Closterium sp. Yama58-4 is the source of this 501-nucleotide messenger RNA. The record is from the annotation of a GenBank genome assembly. Lineage: Eukaryota; Viridiplantae; Streptophyta; Zygnematophyceae; Desmidiales; Closteriaceae.